Neurospora tetraspora is the source of this 516-nucleotide messenger RNA. RefSeq lists its product as uncharacterized. NCBI's taxonomy places the organism in Eukaryota, Fungi, Ascomycota, Sordariomycetes, Sordariales, Sordariaceae. The record is from RefSeq and is a predicted model, not a curated record. The transcript has 2 exons. The annotation marks the transcript as partial.
UGUACCGACUCCUCCGUCUAUGAACGCUGCACCGUAGCAAUCUGGGUAAGAUGGACGACUGCGAUUGAGAUCCGGUCAAGCGGCAAGCGAGAAGAAGACCCGGAAAACCCGCUCGUUGAUAUCAAGCGGCUCGCUUCAGCUCUCGACACAGCUAUGAAAGAACACAAGGGCACCAUCUCUCAAGUUCCGAAGGUCACUGUCGGCUUGGAGCAAUCGGAAAUCCCACUGUUCAGGGAGGAAGGUCAAAUUGAGCACAUCCAGAUGACGUUCCAACCUGAAACCCACCCGAGGAAACCAUUCCAUGUCGAAGAGGCACAUUCCAGCGGUGCUAAGUUUGAGAUCGGCUGCGAUCCCAUUUACUCUCGAACCGCCCCCCGUAGCAGGGAGCAUUUGAUCUGGAAGCCCUAUGGCGGGGAAUGCAGCUUCCCAGAUUAUGGCAUAUUUUUGAGAUGCAAGAAGCUCGGUCAUGCAACACUCAGGAUCAAGAUAGUCCACAAGUCGUCACUGUGGCCUACC